AUGGAAAUAAAUCAUACAAGAAUUAGCGCGGAUAAUGACCUGGGAUACGGUCUUUUUUCAACAGUCAAUUUAAAUCCUGGGGAUUCCAUUAUUAUCAUCUACAAGCCCCUUUUGUUGAUUACCGAGAAUCAAGCACUACACCGUGUAUGCGCCAAUUGUUUUGUUGAAAGAGGAGAAGAUCUGGAGCUAAGACCCUGCUCCAAAUGUGGUGUUGUAAAUUUUUGUUGUGAUGGUUGCGAAAAAUCAUCAUUAAAAUCAGGAUCCCACAGAGCAGAAUGUGCCUAUCUAAAGUCAAGAAAGCCCUCUGAGCACUCUCACGCUCAAACUUCCGACAAGGCAGAAAUAAACACUGCUUGUGCUUAUUCAAGAUGUCGGUCAAAGAAGGCAACUCUAACUUGUCCUGGCUGCAAGGCGGUCAACUAUUGCGACGAGAAAUGCGAAAAUCUGGAUCGCUCGUUCCAUGGGCAACAAUGCAAGGAUGUGCAGUCACAAAAUUCGAACAAGAUUUUUCCUACAGCUGUGCGCGCCACAAUCCAACUGAUCAGCCACCCUGUAUCUAUAACCAAAGACUCAUCGUUUAUGGAGCUCUCGUCUCACCGGGACGAUCUUGAAAAGAACAACUCAAAGUGGGAUGAUCUCCUGUUGCAAGCACAUGCUCUCUCCACCAAUGCAUUUCGCGUCGAGUCCAAUGUCGGCAAUGGACCAAUUGGCCUUUGUCUCGAUCCCUUAUUAGCACGCGCUAAUCACUGUUGUUAUCCCAACGCAGCUAUCACAUUCGAUGGAAAGCGUGCUACCCUCCGAGCUCUCUUCCCCAUCAAAAAUGGAGAACAAAUCUUCAUUUCGUACAUCGACGAAACACAACGACAAGAAGUCCGCCAGGCGGCAUUAGAAGAAACAUGGUUUUUCAAAUGUCGGUGUUCCCGCUGCACGAAUUUUCAAAGCAUAUACGAGAAUUUUAUGACUUAUCCCACCAUCUUCACUCCUAUACUCGACAAGCUGGUCCCAUUUCAAGCAACCUAUGACUUCGCAAAAUCCCGCGUGGCAGAAGAAGAUCCAAAUACUGUAACUCAACUCUUCUCUUUACUCCACGUACAGCGUCAUAUCGAAGCAAGCGUAUCAAACGCCCACAAAGACCACCAAAACAUCGACCACCGUCUCGAUUUCUUCAAAGAAGCACUAGGAAACCUAAACGACCUCAUUCUGUUACAGCGUUAUGCGCAACAACCUUUAUCCAUGCUUCUCAACGAAAUCUAUCUCAUCUAUCUAGAAAAAUCAGAAUAUAUCCCUGCGCUAAUAAUUCUCAUUUUCCUAAUCCAUCAUACAGAUCCCAUAAAUUACCCCAGUCCAUAUCAUCCCCAACGAGUCACUCGACUACUAGCUCUGCAACGUCUUCUCAAAAUAAUGGCAAGCUAUGAUGUGGAAAUUCUUAGGAAAUUCGCAGCGGAGAACGGCGUGCAUGCAAAGGUUCUGUGUGAAAUAGAUUGGGUGAGUGCGUGUCAGAUGGUUAUGUAUGCGUUAAGGGAGACGGGGAAUAAAUGUUGGGGGGAUGAUAGUAAAGUUAUGAGGGGGGUGGAGAUGGAUAUUGCGGAUGUGGAGGAGAUUCAGGGGAGAAGGGGAGAUGGAGUCGUGGGGAGGGCGUUGAGGGAGUGGGGAGGGGGCAUGGAUGGAUUGGGAGAGGUUUAUGCGGAGAGGUUGGGGGCUGGGUUAAGGGCUUUGGCGGAUGGUGUGUGGAAGGUUGUGGCGCGUGAGAGGGAGACCGUGCAUGAGGUUACGAACUUGUGA
Sclerotinia sclerotiorum 1980 UF-70 is the source of this 1782-nucleotide messenger RNA. RefSeq lists its product as hypothetical. NCBI's taxonomy places the organism in Eukaryota, Fungi, Ascomycota, Leotiomycetes, Helotiales, Sclerotiniaceae. The record is from RefSeq and is a predicted model, not a curated record. Gene Ontology annotation, cellular component: nucleus. Gene Ontology annotation, molecular function: protein binding. The transcript has 2 exons. Bases 1 to 1782 code for a protein of 593 amino acids.